CAUUUUUAGUUCAAACACAACCAACCCCUCUUCCUUUGUAUACUUUCCUCCCUCUCAUUCCACUUUUGUAGCAUAGCUGUAAUGCCUCUAAAUCCAUGGAACACCCUCUUCUCCUUCUUAACAAUCAUCCUUCCCCUCUUGAACCCUUUUGUAGCUUUCGCAGUUAAUCCACAAGGCGAAGCUCUUCUUUCAUGGAAGCAAAGCCUGAAUGGACCCACUAAGGCCUUGUCUAAUUGGAACCCAACAGAUGAAACUCCAUGUGGGUGGUUUGGAAUUACUUGCAACAUCAACAAGGUGGUUGUAGAAUUGGAAUUAAGGUACUUGAAUUUGUAUGGUAUAGUUCCGACUAAUCUCACUUCAUUGGUUUCUUUAACCAAGAUUGUACUUUCUGAUACAAACCUCACGGGUUCAAUCCCAAAAGAGAUUGCUACAAUACAUGAACUGAAUUACUUGGACUUGAGUGAUAAUGCGUUAACGGGUGAAAUCCCAUCUGAGAUUUGCAACUUGCUUAAGCUCCAAGAAAUCCACCUCAACUUCAACCAGCUAGAAGGCUUGAUUCCGGCUCAAAUCGGCAACCUCACAAGCUUGAAAUGGGUGACUCUUUAUGACAACCAGCUCAGUGGAGAAAUACCCAAUACCAUAGGCAACUUGAAGAACCUCCAGGUGAUAAGAGUCGAUGGGAACAAUAAUCUCGGAGGCCUUCUACCCCGAGAAAUUGGGAAUUGGACCGAGUUGACCAUGCUAGGCCUAGCCGAAACAAGCAUCUCGGGUUUCCUUCCUCCAUGUCUUGGUCUCCUCAAGAAGCUUGAAACCAUAUACAUUAGGAAAACUCUCCUCUCCGGCCAAAUCCCACCUGAAAUUGGCGACUGUACCGCCCUCCAAGAGAUCUCCCUCGAUCAAAACUCGCUCACCGGUUCAAUACCGAAAAGUCUUGGAAACCUCAAAAACCUCCGAAAUCUUUAUCUCUGGGGGAACAGCUUGGUGGGUAACAUUCCAUCAGAGCUUGGGAAUUGCAAUAAGUUAACACUUCUCCAUGUUUCGUGGAACUCGUUAACCGGAAACAUUCCGCAAAGUUUCUGA
Molecule: messenger RNA, 1080 nt
Organism: Quercus robur (English oak)
Lineage: Eukaryota; Viridiplantae; Streptophyta; Magnoliopsida; Fagales; Fagaceae
Product: leucine-rich repeat receptor-like serine/threonine-protein kinase RGI4
Exons: 2
Coding region: 82-1080 (332 amino acids)
Molecular function (GO): protein binding
Source: RefSeq, a predicted model, not a curated record